Molecule: messenger RNA, 1998 nt
Organism: Acanthoscelides obtectus
Lineage: Eukaryota; Metazoa; Arthropoda; Insecta; Coleoptera; Chrysomelidae
Source: the annotation of a GenBank genome assembly
UGGCAACACUGGUGAAAAGCUGUAUCGCUAUUGUGGUGUUGAUUGCGGUGUUCCUUGCCAAAAAAAUCAUAACCUAAAUUUACGUCAGAGUGACAAAAGAAAACUGCGUUGUGUUGUUGGACAGAAAUUUCGCGGAAAAUAAAUACACAUUUUUGUUUACUGACUACACCUACCUGAAAAAUUACCAGUGUUAUUGCUCAUAUCCUUUUGAUAAGUUAUUUGACGCAGUACAAGCGCUCGAUCAUGCAGUAUAUUCGGAGUAAAUUCACCAAUUUUACUUCGUAUUUCGUGAAGAGGGUAGAAGAAAAUGAGGGAAGAAAAAUCAGCAAAUGCGACAUAUGUUGCGAACAAAUUUACAAAGUCCUGAAUUGGGAGAAUCCAAAACAGACGUUGACCGUGUUUUUGGUAACAUUAUUUUUAUUUUGGAUUGUGGUCCAACUCCAGAUCAAAUUUUUUGGUAUGCUAUUUUUUGGACUAUUGAUUGCAUUUUUACUGGAUGCUUAUUAUGAUACAAAGGAUUUGACUAAUCAUUCAUUGGAGCAUAUAGAGGCAUUUGAAAAGUUUCACCAUCUGAUUCAAGAUGUUGUGCUCAACCUUAGAGCAAUUCGCAAAGAGAGUCCUUCUUCUUUCUGCAUUGGAAUGUCCUUAAUCUUCCUAGUAAUGACUGUUAUUGCAAACAGUAUGUCUGGAUACAUGCUGACCUAUCUAACAAUUUUGGCAAUAUUUUUCCUACCGCUUGGAUUUAAAUGUCUUCCCGAGGAGCAUGUUGGUACUCUGAAGAUUUUAUGUAGAUCAAUCCUUAAUCCAAGAGGUCAUGUGGCUGAAGAAGAGCUAAUUCCAUUCAUUUGUAACAAAGAUUUUGCCAACAGAGACAAUGAUGAUGUUGACAGUUUGCUAACUGACAAAACAGCAGAUUCUGCUUCAAAUUCGUUGAUAAGCGGCCUAAGUCAAAUGCCUUCCUACCUUGACGUCGCCGAAAUCCAGAAUGAUAUUGAAGAGGAGGAUCUUAUCCCUCAUACUAGUUCAGCUGUCUCUUUUACCCCAGGGGAGCUCUCGAGUGAUUCCGACUCUGAACGCAGGGAUAUACAUUUUGAAGCAGCCCAUUUUAAUGGCGAUAGUUCCUCUGAAGAGGAGAAACUGAUGGGCAGGGAUUUGAGGUUUGCGGCAAUUGAAGAAGUCAUAGCUGAUGGUGCAAAAGAACAGGGAGGAAUAGGCGGGAUGCUAGGAAGCAUAGUUUCCACUGUAAGCAGCAAUUUAGUAGGAAACAUACUCAAAUCAAACGCACCUCAGGCUCAGAUAGAAAGAAAAAACAGUAGUAGUGACAGCGAGUUCGAAAUUAUAAAUACUGAAGAUGUUAAAGAAUAGAUGUUACUCAUAUUCUAUAAAAAUUAUAUAGCGUAUAGGGCGAUUCAUUAAUAUAAAGAAAUAGGUCGGGAUAAUUAGUUUCUAUUACAUGGGUGAUAGGAUAUAUUAUGUUUUGAGGUGAAAUCCAAACAGGGUCAAGGUGCUGUCGAUAUUUCCUAGGAUAUGCUAGAAAACAAAAUGCAGUUUUUUUGUUUUGAUUUGAAAUCAUCAAACAUAUCAGAUCAUCAAACUGAAAUUCCGUUGUCUAAAAUAAAGAUCUCUAAUUUAUAGUGAGAAAUAAUAUUUAAAAUAUUAACAUCCAUUUUUUGCGAUGGAUGUGAAUGUACAUUUAUGUUACCUAUAUUUUUGGAUCGCUCUGUAAAUGUGUGAUAUGUAUACUUAGGUACAUUUUAUGAAGGGAAAAUAAAAAGAUAAUUUAUUUUAUUACAAUUGUGAUAUACAUACGUAGAUCGUGUUUUAGUUUUAUUUUAUUUUUUUCGGCCGUUUCCGAAAUCGUGAGAGUUGAUAUUAGUUUUUAAUCAUUAACAGGGACUUUUUUGUUUAAUUGGAGUGCUGCUCACCUAAUACACUACUUAACUUUUUGGAUAAUGUAGAAUAGAUGCGUUGAAAUAAAAUGCAAAUGAACGCUUCAAA